Messenger RNA from Sycon ciliatum, 1777 nucleotides. RefSeq lists its product as uncharacterized. Lineage: Eukaryota; Metazoa; Porifera; Calcarea; Leucosolenida; Sycettidae. The coding region runs from base 28 to 1356 and encodes 442 amino acids. The transcript has 15 exons. The record is from RefSeq and is a predicted model, not a curated record.
ACGCCAACCGAUGGUCCACAAUCAGUUAUGAUAAAUAUGACAAAUGUGACAAAUCCAACAAGUAUGACAAUGAAUGGGUCUUCUUCUCCUUCCACUACCACUAAUUCUACAGAGGAAGAAGGAGGAGGCUUAGAAACUGGAGCUAUUGUUGGCAUUGCUGUUGGAGGAGCUGUACUUGCUAUCGUUCUAGUCGUUAUCAUCAUCUUGGUGAUCAAGAAGCAACCGAGGAUGUGCAGGCGUCAACGUCCCGUUGCUGAAUUGGCAAAGGAUCGAGAGCGGCGGACAUCUGAAGCCAGUGGUGUUGUGCUGAUGGAUGACCAGGGAGUGCGUAAAGACAGCAUUGAAUCUGCAGAUUAUUCUGUCCACUACCAAACACACGAGGGCACUGUGAACACCUCCAUCAAGUAUCACAAGACUGACACACCAAGCAUGUGGGUAACGCAAGGAUCCAUGUCAUCAGGUAGCACAACCCAGCCCACACAUCUCGUAUCAUCAGCAACUGUCAUCGUCCCUACGCCCGGUCUAUCAGGCCAGACCGCCGCACAGAAACCAUCCUACAGCAAGCCUUCACGCGACACAUUCAACCGCAGCCAUGGUCAACACGGAUCGGGUACAGCCACGGAUCUGCAGGCGGCGGCAUAUCAGGCGCUGGCAUCGGGAUCACCUCGCAAUGCAACCGAAAGGUUUAUGAGUGCUGCUCAGCCUCACCCACCGCCUUCAACGCCACGAAAACCUGACAACAACAGCGGACUUAACCCACAGGAAACCUACUCUCACCUGAGCCGCUGCGGCUCGAAUGCCGACGGCGUUUCCGUGAGUGGCUACUUGACAGCGCGCACACCGGAGAACAAUGCGGCUGCCCCUCCAGCAGAAGCUUACGGAAGUCUUCACCUGCCAGCAGUGUAUGACGCACUGCAAGACAUGAACCAGAACAAGUCCGUAUCAGACUCCCCCUACAGCCUGUAUGGCGAAGUGAACGAUGGCGUUCGUACCCCGUCUCGUGGUGCUUCACCAAGCGUUGGAGCCAUGGCAAUGGCAGCAGCGGUGCCAGCCCAGACAGCAGGACGCUGCACUCCCAACAGGUAUGGUGACAAUACGGCUGGCCCUGCAUUGCAACCUUACGGCAGUCUACAACAGCCAGAGAGGUAUAGCGCACUGCAGGAGAGAAGCGGAGUUCCUUCAUUGCGUGAACAGCCACCAACACCACAAGCCAGCAGUCGAGCGGCGUCAGUAGCUCUACAGUUUGAGGAGUAUGAGUGCUACGGACGAGCACCUGUUCCCUUGCAUGAUGCUGGAGAAGCUGCAGCUGAAAGAUUCAUGCAUAUUCCUGGUCACAUCAGCCCCAACCAGGCGUAGAAUCUCCGCGGCAUGGCACCUAAUCCAGCGAACGAGGAUCAACAAGGCUAACUCUAGCCCUCAGCGUCACAGCCCGAGAUAUCAGAGUGAAGUCCCCUGCUAACGCUGCUGAACCAUCGAACCAGUGUGUUGCAUGAAGAGUGGAACCAACUUAGUAUGUAAGAUGUACACCAGGUUUGUACGCUAUUUUUCCUACGCAUGCAUUUUCCAACUAUCAGUGUAACUACAUUUUGUGCUGACCAUUUCUUAGUUUAUGUGGACAGCAGCCCUUCUCUCUUCAUACAAUUCCUCGAGAAUCACGCAUUCUAUUGCUAAAAUUAGGUAUGUAAAACACAUGCAGAUGUUUGCUUUAAAUUUGUUCAUCCGAGAAAUUUUUCUCACGUUCAUAUCCAAUCGCUAUAUUAGGUGCUGUUUUAUCUAU